Messenger RNA from Epinephelus fuscoguttatus (brown-marbled grouper), 3620 nucleotides. It is a transcript of the gene gusb, whose product is annotated as glucuronidase, beta. Gene Ontology annotation, biological process: carbohydrate metabolic process; glucuronoside catabolic process. The transcript has 12 exons. The record is from RefSeq and is a predicted model, not a curated record. The coding region runs from base 62 to 2011 and encodes 649 amino acids. NCBI's taxonomy places the organism in Eukaryota, Metazoa, Chordata, Actinopteri, Perciformes, Serranidae. Gene Ontology annotation, molecular function: beta-glucuronidase activity; carbohydrate binding.
GGUUCAGUGGAGAAAAUUGCGGUAGUAACUUUGCAGCAGAGCAGAAGUGUAUCUGUUCAGAAUGCCGCUGUGUGAACGGGCCGGGCUGUUCCGUGUCUUGUGCCUGUUCACCGUGUUUGAGGCGGGAUGUCUGCUGGACACCGGGAUGCUCUUCCCCCGGGAGUCUUCCUCCAGAGAGGUGAAGGAGCUGAACGGGCUGUGGGACUUCAGAGCCGACAGGUCUCCAAACAGGAACCUGGGCUUUGAGAAGGCUUGGUACAAGAGUCGGCUGUCUGAGACCGGCCCGGUGAUUGAGAUGCCAGUUCCUGCCAGCUACAAUGACAUCACCCAGGACGCCUCACUGAGAGAUUUCAUUGGCUGGGUGUGGUAUGAGCGAGAGGUGGUGGUGCCCACUCGCUGGAUCACAGAUGAAGGAACCAGAGUGGUGAUCAGAGUGGGAAGUGCCCACUAUAACUCUGUGAUGUGGGUGAACGGGGUGAAAGUGACGGAGCAUAAAGGCGGCCAUCUUCCUUUUGAGGCUGAGAUAGGGAGUGUUAUCAGGAAAGACCCGACUCAGCCAUGCAGGAUCACCAUCGCAGUCAACAACACCCUGAGUCUGAACACUCUGCCUCCAGGAACCAUCCAACACAUGGAUGACCGCACCAAGUAUCCUGAUGGUUUUUUUGUGCAAAACAUCUACUUUGAUUUCUUCAACUAUGCUGGCAUUCAUCGCUCUGUACUGCUGUACACGACCCCUAAGGCCUAUGUGGAUGACAUCACCGUGGUGACUGACUUCUUGGACAACACUGGUCUAGUCAAAUACAAGGUGUCGGUCCAAGGUGCAGCCGCAGCCACAGCCGCCCUGAAGGUCACUCUGAUAGACAAAGAUGGCCGCUGUGUGGCCUCCUCCGAGGAGCCAUCUGGAGUGCUCAAAGUUGUGGAUGUCAAGCUGUGGUGGCCGUAUUUGAUGCAUGAGAAUCCAGGGUACCUGUACUCUCUAGAGGUUCGCUUAAUGGCAGCCGAUGAGAGGUCAACAUAUGAGGAUGUGUACACUCUACCAGUCGGCAUCCGCACGGUCAACGUCACCAGCACACAGUUCCUCAUCAACAACAAGCCCUUCUACUUCCAUGGAGUCAAUAAGCAUGAGGACUCUGACAUUCGAGGUAAAGGCUUCGACUGGCCCCUGAUCGUCAAGGACUUUAACUUACUGAAGUGGUUGGGGGCGAACUCGUUCCGCACCAGUCACUACCCGUACGCUGAGGAGAUCCUGCAGAUGUGUGACCGCCACGGCAUUGUAGUGAUAGAUGAGUGCCCAGGGGUGGGCAUCAAAGACAUUCGCAGUUUUGGAAACGCCUCCCUGGCCCAUCACCUAGACGUCAUGGACGAGCUCGUACGUCGGGACAAGAACCAUCCCUCUGUGGUGAUGUGGUCGGUAGCCAAUGAGCCGGCUGCAGAGAUGCCCCCUGCUGAAUUCUAUUUCAAGACGGUGAUAAAACACACCAGAGAUCUGGAUCCAACCAGGCCUGUCACUUACAUCACAGACAGUAACUAUGCCAGAGACAGAGGGGCUCCCUAUGUGGAUGUAAUCUGUGUGAACAGUUAUUUCUCCUGGUACCAUGACCCAGGACACCUGGAGGUCAUCCCCAUCCAGCUCAACUCUCAGUUUGAGAACUGGUAUGGAAAGUACCAGAAACCCAUCAUCCAGAGCGAAUACGGAGCAGACGCAGUGCCGGGACUCCACAGUGAUCCACCUGUGAUGUUUUCUGAGGAAUACCAGAAGGUCGUGCUGCAGAGCUACCACAGCGUGUUGGACCAGAAGAGGAAACAGUAUGUCAUUGGCGAACUCAUCUGGAACUUUGCUGACUUCUUGACUGCACAAGGGAUCACUCGUGUGGUGGGGAACAAGAAGGGUGUAUUCACCAGGCAGCGGCAGCCCAAAGCAGCAGCAUUCAUCCUGAAGGAGAGAUACUGGAGACUGGCAAAUGAAACGAGGAGACUACCUCCGUGGACCAAGUACCCCUGCCCACUCUGACACCCGCAGGUUGGAGCACCCAUCCCAGGACAGGCUUGAUCCCAUGUAAACAAACACUGUGCCUCAUGGAAAAAGGUUGUUAAUUUCUCGAGGCAGUUUAGCAAAUUCCGAACAAUUCCUUUGAAGACACUUCAGUGUGUAUACAUAUGACUACCAUGUAACACCAUUUAGUUUUGCUUUUCUUAUGGUCUACAAAUACAAGAUAAACUACAAAUACGGAAUAUUUUCAGAAUAUAAAAGCAAUUUUUUGGUGCUGAUCAAAUUUGGUGUCUAGUGCCUCAUCAUGCUGCGUUCACAAGGAAUCAGACAGACUGUAGACGACAAACAGGAUAUCAAUUUAAUGGACGAGAGCAGCGUGAUAGGUGAGGCUGGCAAAGAAUACUGGCAACAACAGCAGACAGCAUUGAUGUCCAAAGUUUAAAUAUUUUAACUGCUGUCCUCCACAACAGAAAUUACAAGUGGACGUUACAUAGCUCCCUCAUGAAAGGCAGUGACAUAUGAUGGAUUUAGUGUUUCUCAGACUACAAGUAAGACAAAAAUUAGCAAGCGAGCACAGCCUGAUACCACCUGCCUUACUCCCGGCCACAAGGACACUACUUUCCUGGGAGGAGAGUGAGCAGCUCAGACUUAAGCUGCUGUAGGAACAUGAAUUCAGCCAACUCUAAGGUUCACAGCAAGCCGGUGGCCAGCGGCCUAUCCCAUGUAAUGGCAGCAACAGAAAAUUAGCUGGUCAAAUCCCCGCUGCUCAGUCACGCUCUGGCUGAAUUUUAGUUGCUACAAGGCACUAAAUGAAGAUCCGUCUUUGCCAGGCCGCUGCUGCAAAAUUGCUAAAAUGAAAACAUAGCAUGUGUGGACUCUGUGUUUUGGUGAGUGCCAGCCGUUUAUUGACGUUAGCACACUGGGACACGGGAACGCGCAUAGACAUCACAUCAUUUGGAUUUUCCUGGAAAAUCUGUCCCGAGUCCUUUACAUAGAAGUCAGUCUACAGGUUGAUAUGGGCAACAAAGAAAGUCUCGUUUUUUUAAGGUCAAUAACAAUACAUCACCAUAGCAACAUAUCGUCACGCAUGUUCCGUUAUGUCGUUUAUUCCUUCCAGAAGGGGUUCUCCAUCUGCCUGAAUUCAUGUGAAUACACCAUUAAUAGUGAAAUCCACAUUUUCUAAUAAUAAUCAUACUUUUGAUAUCAUACUUCCUAGGAUACACCUGACUGAUGGUGUCACACUUUAUUACAGGACAUUCUGAUACACAUCUGUGAGGCGGUGCUUUCCACUGCUAUCAUAAAAAGGUCAAGGUCACAUACCAAUCAAAUUCCUUCAUAGGUGAUUGGCUCUCCUCCAGUCAGCUGAUACAAGUUACACCUGGCACAGACAGCACAUCAAAAUACAAAGACACUGUACUAUUUUCCUUUCCUCCAUAUGUUUGUUUGAGGGAUUGUUUUCAGUGUUUUAGUAGUUUGAUAUAAAAACUGUUGCAGAGUUUUAGUGUUUCCCAAGGAUACUUAAUACAUGUUGAUGUGAAUCACAAUGCUGAACCUAAUCAUAGAAGUGUUUUAUUUUUAUAUGUGAAAUUUUGAUAUGAAUCAAGCUAUUAAAGACAAAACAUGGACCCAA